Messenger RNA from Trichomycterus rosablanca, 608 nucleotides. RefSeq lists its product as uncharacterized. The transcript is spliced from 6 exons. The record is from RefSeq and is a predicted model, not a curated record. The coding region runs from base 1 to 564 and encodes 187 amino acids. Lineage: Eukaryota; Metazoa; Chordata; Actinopteri; Siluriformes; Trichomycteridae.
AUGGAGAAGCAGUACGGCUCUCUGGAGCGAGCCGAGCCGGGCGAGGUCGUCACGAGAACAGAUGAGGAUGACAUCGUUUCCAUGGCAGACUCCACCGUCACUGUGGAUGACAUUGAGGGAGAGCUCUUUAAAAUCGAAAGGAUUCGAGAUGUGCUGGUGCGGAGAGAAUCUGAGCUGAGAUACAUGAUGGAUGACAUUCAGCUAUGUAACGAAAUCACCAGACUUAAAAAAGAACUGCAGAAAUUGGUGUCAGUACCAGACAAAGACAAGUCUAAUGAGGACAGACAGCGAGAGGAGGAACUAUUACAACAGAUCCAUAAGCUGGUGGAGACUCGGGACUUUCUGGUUGAUGAUGUAGAGUUUGAGAGGCUGAGAGAGAAAGAGGAGGACAAAGAGAUGGCGGAAUUCUUACAGACAAAAUUUCCCAUAAGCACCACCAAAAAAAGUUCCAUUAAGAAGAGGAGAAUGACCUCUAGGGCGCAGCAGACUUCCUCUCCAAAAGUGUCCAAGACUGGCCUCACCCUGCUUAAAGAAUGCUGUGGUUUUACUUGUUCCAUCAUGUAAAUAGAGAAAGAAAUAUAUUUACUGAGUAUAGAAGUAAAAAAUGA